CCCUGAGGAUGGGUAGGAUCCCGCUGGCCUGGUGCUUGGCGCUGUGCUGCUGGGGGUUCACAGCCCCGAAGGGUGCAUGGGCUGAAGCAGACCCCUUUGUGGGGAGCCCAGGGAACAUCACCGGUGCCCGGGGACGCAUGGGGACCCUUCGGUGUGAGCUUCAGUUGCAGGGGGAGCCCCCUGAGGUGAUCUGGCUCCGGGAUGGACAGAUCCUGGAGCUAGCAGACAGCACCCAGACCCAGGUACCCCUGGGUGAAGACGGGCAGGAUGACUGGAAGGUGGUCAGCGAACUCAGAAUCUUGUCCCUGCAGCUUUCAGACGAGGGACGGUACCAGUGUGCAGUGUUUCUGGGAGGACAGACCUUUGUGUCCCAGCCUGGCUAUGUAGGGUUGGAGGGCCUGCCUUAUUUCCUGGAGGAGCCUGAGGAUAGGACUGUGGCUGCCAACACACCCUUCAAUCUGAGCUGCUGGGCCCAGGGACCCCCAGAACCCGUGGACCUACUCUGGCUCCAGGAUGCUGUCCCCCUGGCCCCAGCCACGGGCCACGGCCCCCACCGCAGCCUUCAUGUUUCAGGCCUGAACAAGACGUCCUCUUUCUCCUGUGAAGCCCAUAAUGCCAAGGGAGUCACCACCUCCCGCACGGCCACUAUCACAGUGCUCCCCCAGCGGCCCCGCGACCUCCACCUGGUUUCCCGCCUGCCCACAGAGCUGGAGGUGGCUUGGACCCCAGGCCUGAGCGGCAUCUACCCCCUCACCCACUGCACCCUGCAGGCUGUGCUAUCAGACGAUGGGGUGGGCAUUUGGCUGGGAGAGCCAGACCCCCCGGAGGAGCCCCUCAGCCUACAAGCAUCUGUGCCCCCCCACCAACUUCGGCUGGGCAGCCUCCAUCCUCACACCCCUUAUCACAUCCGGGUGGCGUGUGCCAGCAGCCAGGGCCUCUCACCCUGGACCCACUGGCUUCCCGUGCAGACACCAGAGGGAGUGCCCCUGGGCCCCCCCGAGAAUGUUAGCGCCGUGCUGAAUGGGAGCCAGGCCCUCGUGCGUUGGCAGGAGCCAAGGGCGCCCCUGCAGGGCACCCUGUUAGGGUACCGGCUGGCGUAUCGAGGCCAGGACACCCCUGAGGUGCUAAUGGACAUAGGGCUAAAGCAAGAGGUGACCCUGGAGCUGCGGGGGGAUGGGCCUGUGCCCAACCUGACAGUGAGCGUGGCAGCCUACACCGCUGCUGGGGAUGGGCCUUGGAGCCUCCCCGUGUCCCUGGAGCCCUGGCGCCCAGGGCAAGGACGGCUAAUCCACCAACUGGUGAGUGAACCCCCAGCUCCUGCCUUCUCAUGGCCCUGGUGGUAUGUACUGCUGGGAGCAGUUGUGGCCGCUGCCUGUGUCCUCAUCUUGGCCCUAUUCCUUGUCCACCGGCGGAAGAAGGAGACCCGCUACGGAGAGGUGUUCGAGCCAACGAUGGAAAGAGGCGAACUGGUAGUCAGGUACCGCGUCCGCAAGUCCUACAGUCGCCGGACCACGGAAGCCACCUUGAACAGCCUGGGCAUCAGUGAAGAGCUGAAGGAGAAGCUGCGGGAUGUGAUGGUGGACCGGCACAAGGUGGCCUUGGGGAAGACCCUGGGGGAAGGAGAGUUUGGAGCUGUAAUGGAGGGUCAGCUCAACCAGGACGACUCCAUCCUCAAGGUGGCUGUGAAGACGAUGAAGAUUGCCAUCUGCACGAGGUCAGAGCUGGAGGAUUUCCUGAGUGAAGCUGUCUGCAUGAAGGAAUUCGACCAUCCCAACGUCAUGAGGCUCAUCGGCGUCUGUUUCCAGGGUUCUGAGCGAGAGGGCUUCCCGGCACCUGUGGUCAUCUUACCUUUCAUGAAACACGGAGACCUACACAGUUUCCUCCUCUAUUCCCGGCUCGGGGACCAGCCAGUGUUCCUGCCCACUCAGAUGUUGGUGAAGUUCAUGGCAGAUAUCGCCAGUGGCAUGGAGUAUCUGAGUACCAAGAGAUUUAUACACCGGGACCUGGCUGCCAGGAAUUGCAUGCUGAAUGAGAACAUGUCUGUGUGUGUGGCGGACUUUGGGCUCUCCAAGAAGAUCUACAAUGGGGACUACUACCGCCAGGGACGCAUUGCCAAGAUGCCAGUCAAAUGGAUUGCCAUUGAGAGUCUGGCCGACCGUGUCUACACCAGCAAGAGUGAUGUGUGGUCCUUCGGGGUGACAAUGUGGGAGAUUGCCACACGGGGUCAAACCCCAUAUCCAGGAGUGGAGAACAGUGAAAUUUAUGACUACUUGCGCCAGGGAAAUCGCCUGAAGCAGCCUGUGGACUGUCUGGAUGGACUGUAUGCCCUGAUGUCCCGGUGCUGGGAGCUAAACCCCCGGGACCGGCCAAGUUUUGCCGAGCUGCGGGAAGACCUGGAAAACACGCUGAAGGCCCUGCCCCCUGCCCAGGAUCCUGAUGAAAUCCUCUAUGUCAACAUGGAUGAAGGUGGAGUUCAUCCUGAACCCCCUGGAGCUGCUGGAGGAGCUGAUCCCUUAACUCAGCCCGACCCUAAGGAUUCCUGUAGCUGCCUCACUGCAGCUGAGGUCCAUCCUGCCGGACGCUAUGUCCUUUGCCCUUCCACAGUCCCUGGCCCAACUCUGCCUGCUGACAGGGUCUCCUCAGCACCCCCAGGGCAGGAGGAUGGAGCCUGAGACACCCUCCACCUGGGACUCCCUCUCAGGACCCAAGCUAGGCACUGCCACUGGGGAAAACCUCACUCCAGGCUUUAUCCCCAACUGCAGCCCCUAUCUUCCUUCCUAUCCCACCUUCAUCCCAGACAGAUCCUUUUCCUCCUUUGCACCAUAGCAUCAUCCCCAUCUGUAAAAGGAUGGGGUUGGACUGCAAUCUCUAAGGGUCCUCCCAGGUCUAACAUUCCAAGGUUCUAGAUUCUAAGGUUCAAAGAGUCUAGAUUCAAAGGUUUCACAGAUAAUACGAGUCUUUGGUUCUAAGGACCUAGAAUUCCAAAGUCUCUAAUUCUAAAGUGCUAAUGUUCUAGACUUGGAAGUUCUAAGGCCUACUAUUCUAAGGCUCUGAGAUUCUGUGGCUCUUGAUUUUCUGGUUCUAAGAUUCUUGACAAGACCCCGAGAUUUUAGGUUCUAAAGUUCUAAGAUUCUAGUUCUAGGAUCUAAGGCUCUAUGAUUCUAGAUUUUAUUUUUCUAAGGUUCUGAGUCCUUAGGGUGUUAGAUUCUACAUUCUACAAUUCUCAAGAUCCUAUAAUUCUACACAUGAAGGUUUUAAGGCCUACUGUCAAUAUUUGAUAUUCUAAGGCUCUUAGAGUCUAGAUCCUCUGGCUAUAAGAUUCUAGAUCACAAGAUAUCAAAAUUUUAUCUUCUCUUCUCAAGUUCUAUGAUUCUAAUGAUGGUCAACUGUAGUUUCUGAGGCUUUAUGAUCAUAUAUUCUCUUGUAUGAGAUCCUGGAUCCCAAGGGUCUAAGAUUCUAGAAUCUGCAAUUCAAAAGUUCUGAGUCUAAAGAUGGGGAUUCUAAGCUCUAAUGGUCUAAGAUGUGAUAUUGUAAGUUUAGUCUGAGGACCUAGAUUCUCUAAAAUUCUGGAUAUAUGCUCCAAGAUUCUAGAUUAUGAAACUCUAAGAUUCUAAUGUUCUAUUCUAUGUCUCAAGGCACUCGAGACUCUAUUGGUCCAGAUUCUGGAUCCUAAGCAUCUAAAUUAUAAGACUUACAGUUGUGACUAACUAGACACCAAAGUUCUAAUCGUUUCUAAUGUUGGACACCUCUAGGUUCUAUGCUGCCUUUUGCCUUUCUAAGAGUAGUGUUAAGGGUCCAAGAGUGCACAUUUAUAAAAUCUUAAGGUUCUAGGCACUGUAGUUCUAAGACUCAAAUGUUCUGAGUUUCUAAGAUUGUAAAGGUUCACAGGUCUAGAACAUUAGGUACGACGCCAAGGUUCUAACCUUAUACUGUAGUAUUCUUCUCUGUGCCCCUUCCUUUCUUAGCUGCCUUUGCUUUCUCCUCCCUCAAUGUGAGGAUGUACCCUCCUCAAGCCUGUGCAAUGCAUUAGGGAUGUCUCCUUUCCCCCAGGGGAUGGACGAUCUCCCUCCUUUUGGGCCAUGCUGCCCCCAGAGCCAGUCCCUCAUUCCUCGUGUACAGAGUGUAGACUCUGGUGCCUCCAGAGGGGCUCAGGACACAUAAAAUUUUGUAAUCAC
This is a messenger RNA of Cynocephalus volans (Philippine flying lemur), 4175 nucleotides long. It is a transcript of the gene AXL, whose product is annotated as AXL receptor tyrosine kinase. The transcript has 20 exons. Gene Ontology annotation, molecular function: protein binding; ATP binding; transmembrane receptor protein tyrosine kinase activity. The record is from RefSeq and is a predicted model, not a curated record. Gene Ontology annotation, biological process: positive regulation of phosphatidylinositol 3-kinase/protein kinase B signal transduction; positive regulation of kinase activity; platelet activation. NCBI's taxonomy places the organism in Eukaryota, Metazoa, Chordata, Mammalia, Dermoptera, Cynocephalidae. Gene Ontology annotation, cellular component: plasma membrane; signaling receptor complex. Bases 9 to 2672 code for a protein of 887 amino acids.